UUACGAAAGCAGCAGCUUCGGCAAACAUCGGCAUUUUCCGCGAACGGUUAAGGAUGGAGGAAGAGGGACGCAAGCUUCUCGAAGAGGGAAUAAGAAAGAAACUUAUAAGUCCUGGGAGAGGAGAGCUGUCCACAUUUCCUAAUGGAACCAAGGUGGUUUUCCACUACCGCAGCAGCCUCUGUGAUGGCACAGUGCUGGAUGACUCCAGGACCAUGGGGGGUCGCAGUAAACCUAUGGAGCUCAUCUUGGGGAAGAAGUUCAAGCUGGCUGUGUGGGAAAGAAUAGUGAUCACCAUGAGAAAAGGCGAGGUGGCAGAGUUUACCUGCGACACCAAGCACACAGCACUCUACCCACUCGUGUCCCAGUCUCUGAGAAACAUAAGCGUUGGUAAAGAUCCCCUGGAGGGCCAGAGGCACUGCUGUGGCAUCGCUCAGAUCCAUUCCCACCACUCUUUAGGGCACAAAGAUCUGGAUCAUCUACAGGCCAACCCACAGCCUCUUGUCUUUGCUAUCGAGCUGCUGGAGGUGAGCCAGCAGUGGGCAGCAUCUAGUCCUAAUGCCAUCUAUUAUUUCGUCCUCCCAGAUAACGUGAAGGCCUACUACAAACGGGGAAAAGCUCACGCUGCAGUUUGGAACGAGAAGGAGGCCCGUGCAGACUUUGCUAAGGUCUUGGAAUUGGACCCGUCCCUGGAAGCAUCGGUGAACAGGGAGCUGAAGGCCUUGGAGGAGAGGCUCCGCUCCAAGAAGCAGGAGGAAAAGGGUCGUUAUAAGGGCUUGUUCGACUUCAAUGCACAGCCAGCUGCAGCUACCACAGGUUGAACAUCAGAACAGACGGAGACGAAGAUGCCAAUGAAUCUGGCGGAUAAGCAGGAGAACAUUCCCGCCGUUUUAGUUUUACCUGUGCACUUCAGCCAAACAUAUUGCCAACCUGCUCCUCUUCAGGUAUACAUGCAGGCACCACAAGCAUUUAAGCCCUAAUCCUCUGAAUUCACCGUCUAAAUGUGGCUCUGUGGAGUGACUUUAACGGCCCGUGGAAUCAAGUCAGUGCUGCAUGUUUCAUUUAGAGGAGAUCCUUUUUCUUUAUUUAUUUAAGAAAGAAGAUAAGUGCUGAUCCAUGAACGUUUCAGUUGACGAUUUGCUCCUGAUGGAGAAUUCACUUUUUUUUCCUAAUUUUUCCCCCCCAUUUUGUUUCAUAUGGAACUGAAUUUUAGACUUGGAGCCAAUAUGUGAUGCACAGUCUCUUUCCGUAUAAGUUUUUUUUUUUUUUUAUAUAUCUCCACUGCUGGUAUAUAAUCUUUGUAACCAUUGCUGCGUCCUUGUACAGAUGCUAUACUUGCAAAUAGUUUUGCUUACAUGCCUUGACAAGUCUGUUAACUCAAGCACUAAUUUUUAUUUUAUUUUUUUUUUGUGGAAAGGUAAACUAGACAUGAAGCCCCAACGGUUUGACAAUCAUUAAAUUAAUUCUAAAGCGCCCUCCUAUGUUUUUA
Messenger RNA from Cyprinodon variegatus (sheepshead minnow), 1486 nucleotides. RefSeq names its product aryl hydrocarbon receptor interacting protein (gene aip). NCBI's taxonomy places the organism in Eukaryota, Metazoa, Chordata, Actinopteri, Cyprinodontiformes, Cyprinodontidae. Gene Ontology annotation, molecular function: protein binding; peptidyl-prolyl cis-trans isomerase activity. The record is from RefSeq and is a predicted model, not a curated record. The coding region runs from base 54 to 818 and encodes 254 amino acids. The transcript is spliced from 5 exons.